This is a messenger RNA of Sinocyclocheilus grahami, 1205 nucleotides long. RefSeq names its product metallophosphoesterase domain-containing protein 1-like. The record is from RefSeq and is a predicted model, not a curated record. The coding region runs from base 1 to 594 and encodes 197 amino acids. Gene Ontology annotation, molecular function: hydrolase activity. Lineage: Eukaryota; Metazoa; Chordata; Actinopteri; Cypriniformes; Cyprinidae. The transcript is spliced from 5 exons.
AUGAGGAGAAGGAGAGCUGGCACUCUGCCUUACGAGAUAAAAAUCGUUAUAGCCGGGAAUCACGAACUGACUUUCGAUCAGGAGUUUAUGGCGGACCUGAUAAAGCAGGAUUUCUACUACUUUCCCUCGGCCUCCAAACUCAAGCCAGAGAACUAUGAGAACGUUCAGUCCCUGCUCACCAACUGCAUCUACCUGCAGGACUCUGAUGUUACCGUCAGGGGCUUCCGCAUCUACGGCUCACCGUGGCAGCCAUGGUACUACGGCUGGGGUUUUAAUCUUCAACGAGGACAAGCACUGCUGGACAAGUGGAAUCAGAUUCCAGAUUCCACAGAUAUUCUUCUCACACACUGCCCUCCUCUGGGUUUUUUGGACUGGGUGCCCAGGAAGAUGCAGCGUGUUGGCUGUAUGGAACUGUUGAACACUGUCCAGAGGAGAGUUCAGCCCAAACUACAUGUAUUUGGGCACAUUCAUGAAGGUUACGGUAUGAUGAAAGAUGGAACCACCACGUUCAUUAAUGCCUCGGCGUGCACGGUGAACUUCCAGCCUAUGAACCUGCCCAUCGUUUUCGACUUGCCCAAUCCCAGGAGCUCAUGAUUGAACUGGGAUCCGCCCCCCACCCCCUUCUUUCAAUCAGGGUCCCAUUUUGAGCGUGUACGGAUGCUGCGUAGUGUAUAUAGAGUGGACGAGAGAUGCUAAUUUGGAUAUUCGCAAGGAUAUUUCCAUUCAUUUUUGUGACGUAUGCCACGCUCAGACACAAGAUAGUGGCGCUCGCCUCCCUGACAUGGAUGUUUGUACUGUUUUCUGAAUUUGACUCUUGCGUUGCACUUGAAUCGGCAUGACAAUCGCGUGUACUUAAAGUCAUGGAAGCCAAUCGGUGCUCGAGAUGAUGGGAAGCCAAGCUUUCUUCUCAUUGGCUGGCACUUAUUUAAGGAACUUUGUAACCUUGUAGCCUCAAUGGACAUCUGACUUGGAAAAAAACUUUUUUCUUUUGCUCUGGAUCCACUCUUGAAAGUUACAGGAUAUGCCCAGAGGAAACACUGCGCUAUGGUGCAAACAAGUUUGUUCAGGGUCUUUACCAUUUCUAACUUUCUCUCUCUCUCUCUCUCUCUCUCUCUCUCUUUCUCUGUGUCUCAGUCUCUCAUCCUACUUUUUCCUAUCUGCUCUGCUGUUAUAUGUUGCUCUUUUGAACUUGGGGCCAUGUUGGG